This is a messenger RNA of Olea europaea var. sylvestris, 780 nucleotides long. RefSeq lists its product as uncharacterized. The coding region runs from base 81 to 650 and encodes 189 amino acids. The transcript has 2 exons. Lineage: Eukaryota; Viridiplantae; Streptophyta; Magnoliopsida; Lamiales; Oleaceae. The record is from RefSeq and is a predicted model, not a curated record.
UUCAUAUAUACACAACUCAUCCAUUGAAUUUUUCUCGCAAACCCAUUUAUUCUUCACGAUCUUCCCCAAAUCAGAAAACAAUGCAUCAAAUUAAAGCCAUGGCUGUUUCUUCAAUCAAAUCGCCAUUCAUCCUCUUCUUUGCGCUCUCCCUCUUCCUCCAAGGAGCAUUCGCUGAGGUGAUUUGCGACAAUUUGCCGACGAAUUUUUGUUCAUUUGCAAUCGCAUCAUCGGGUAAAAGAUGUGUGCUGGAGAAUUACAAAGACGACGUCGGAAAGCUGGAAUAUACAUGCAAGACGUCGGAGGUGGUUGUUGAGAGAAUGGCUGGAUAUAUAGAGACCGAUCAAUGUGUAAAAGCUUGUGGCGCUGAUCGGAGCUUCGUCGGAAUAUCUUCAGAUGCAUUACUUGUACCGCAAUUCACCAAAAGCCUGUGCUCGCCGGCAUGUUAUCAAAAUUGCCCUAAUAUUGUUGACCUUUAUUUCAACCUAGCCGCCGGAGAAGGAGUAUAUCUACCUCGUCUGUGCGAGAAACAAAAGACCGAGCCUCACCGUGCCAUGUUGGAGCUUUUGAGCAGCGGUGGUGCCGCCCCUGGUCUGGUGGCCGAAGAACCUACUGGUUCUGUCGCCGAUGCACCAGCUUCUUCGCCUUUCUAAUUAAUUAAUUUAAUUCUCAUAAUUUUUACAAGUAUUAUAAAUGAAAUUAUCGAAGAACGGCUACUUGCAUUGUUUUGGAUUGGGUUCGCGGAAAACCAAUAUUUAAAUUGAAAAUUUUUAAUUAUUUAAA